UCGCGGGACGACAUGAAACUAAGAGCAAAAAAAUCGUUUCGGAAAUGUGUGGGCAUCACGACAUACCUUGGUAAACGAGACUUCAUUGAUCGCGGUGACUAUGUUGAUCUGAUAGAUGGAAUGGUAUUGGUAGACGAGGAGACGGUCCGGGAAGGGCGAAGAGUGACCGCCACACUGUUGGCGGCAUUCCGAUAUGGACGAGAAGACCUGGAUGUAUUAGGACUGACUUUUCGAAAGGAUCUGAUAUCACAACAGUAUCAGGUCUUUCCACCAACCCCUUCACAAACGACAAGGCCAUUGACGCGACUACAGGAGAGAUUGAAGCGGAAAUUAGGUGAUCUGGCAUUUCCCUUCUGGUUUGAGAUCCCACCACGAAGUGCCAGUAGCGUCACCUUGCAGCCUGCACCCGGAGAUACUGGGAAACCAUGUGGAGUUGACUAUGAACUCAAGACUAUUGUUGGUAUUGUGACUUUUUCUAUGAAAUGUAAUUUUAGCAGCAGCGUGCGACUGGCAAUCCGAAAGCUGACUUAUGCUCCUUGGGAAGCGCGGCCACAACCGACAGCAGACGUUAGUAAGGACUUCAUGAUGAGUGCUGGACUUCUUCAUAUGGAAGCAUCGCUGGAUAAGGAGAUGUACUAUCAUGGUGAAUCAAUAGCUGUGAAUGUUCAUAUACAAAAUAACAGCAACAAGUCCGUAAAGAAACUAAAGGUCAGUGUUGUACAAAUUGCUGACAUAUGCCUUUUCACCACUGCGUCUUAUACAUGCGAAGUGGCUAGAGUGGAAAGCGCAACGAAGGCGGUUGCUCAGAUGGGUUGA
Cylicostephanus goldi is the source of this 816-nucleotide messenger RNA. NCBI's taxonomy places the organism in Eukaryota, Metazoa, Nematoda, Chromadorea, Rhabditida, Strongylidae. The record is from the annotation of a GenBank genome assembly.